AUGUCCGGUCGAGGAAAAGGUGGUAAAGGUUUAGGUAAAGGUGGUGCCAAACGACACAGGAAAGUGUUGAGAGACAACAUCCAAGGUAUCACCAAGCCCGCUAUCAGACGUCUCGCUCGACGAGGUGGUGUCAAGCGAAUCUCCGGUCUUAUCUACGAGGAGACCCGAGGUGUCCUCAAGAUUUUCCUUGAAAACGUCAUCAGAGACUCUGUCACUUACACUGAACACGCCAAGAGAAAGACUGUCACCUCCCUUGAUGUCGUCUACGCUCUCAAGAGACAAGGUCGAACCCUAUACGGUUUCGGUGCAUAA
Molecule: messenger RNA, 312 nt
Organism: Kwoniella shivajii
Lineage: Eukaryota; Fungi; Basidiomycota; Tremellomycetes; Tremellales; Cryptococcaceae
Product: histone H4
Exons: 3
Coding region: 1-312 (103 amino acids)
Biological process (GO): nucleosome assembly
Cellular component (GO): nucleosome
Molecular function (GO): structural constituent of chromatin; DNA binding; protein heterodimerization activity
Source: RefSeq, a predicted model, not a curated record